Molecule: messenger RNA, 534 nt
Organism: Penicillium manginii
Lineage: Eukaryota; Fungi; Ascomycota; Eurotiomycetes; Eurotiales; Aspergillaceae
Product: Thiamine pyrophosphate enzyme C-terminal TPP-binding
Exons: 1
Coding region: 1-534 (177 amino acids)
Biological process (GO): L-valine biosynthetic process
Cellular component (GO): acetolactate synthase complex; mitochondrion
Molecular function (GO): thiamine pyrophosphate binding; acetolactate synthase activity; flavin adenine dinucleotide binding
Source: RefSeq, a predicted model, not a curated record
AUGAGCAAGGGCAGGUCAUAUGGCGCAGGGAUAUGCCCGCAUAUCCAGGAAGCCAGGAGUUGUCUGACCACCUCGGGGCCGGGCGCGAUUAAUCUCAUCACGCCUUUACAAGACGCGCUGAAAGAUGACAUUCCACUGGUCGUUCUCACCGGCGAAGUUCCAACAUAUGCCAUAGGCACAGAGGCCCUUCAAGAAGCGGAGGUGAUUGGUAUCACGGGCCCUUGCAUGAAAUGGGAUAUCCGAGAUCUUGCCGCUCAAAUAAAUGAUGCAUUUCGGAUUGUCAUGAGUGGACGACCGGGCCCUGUCCUAGUGGUACUACCCAAAUAUGUGACCAGUGCAGUUCUUCAAGUUCCCGCUAGAUUUAUUACAACACAAUGCCUCUCCAAAUUGGACAAUAUCAUUUUACGAUCUGAUGUCCUCAAAGCGAACCGAUCAGCUAGCAUCGAAAUAUGCGCAGAUCUUAUCAAAAAAGCUCAAAAACCUGCUCUUUACGCAGAUAAUGGGGUGCUUUCGUGUGCCGAGGCCCGAAAGUAA